AGAAAUCUUUGAGGCCGGUAUCGAUGGCAAAACCUCCAGCAGAUUUGCGUGUGAAAUCCUGGAGUGUUUCGUAAUUGUGAAGCGCGUGUGGAGGCAGGCAGGGAAGUGUGUAAAAAAGCCGUGAGGAAAAGUUCGGUUGGAGCUCUCGAUCCAGCUGCUCUGCCUUUCCCUCCCCACCGCCACCGCCUUCCCCCGCUCCCCGCCCGCGUUUUGUUUGUUUUUUUUUUUAUUUUUAUUUUUUUUUAGUUUUUUUCAUCUUAAGACUGUGGGAACUUAAUUUCCGGAUCAAAGUUAAUGUCACCCGGUGUGGCUCGGCGUCGAGGAGGAAACCGGUGAGUAAAGUCGGAAUGAGGGACAGGAGCCCCGUGGAGGACAGCUCUUCGGAGUCUGAGGCGGAAAACAAAGGGACGGGCGACGAAAACGAGGCGAUCGAGUCGUCUGACGAAUUUUCACCCACUUCAGAGGACCGCCACGAUGGCACCAGCAACGGGACAGCCAGGUUACCUCAGCUGGGCGGCGUGGGUCAGAGUCCCUACACGAGCGCCCCUCCGCUCUCCCACACGCCGAACUCGGACUUCCAGCCCCCGUAUUUCCCCCCACCCUACCAGCCCAUCUACCCGCAGUCUCAGGACCCGUACUCGCACGUCAACGACCCGUACUCCCUGAACUCGCUGCACGCCCAGCCGCAGUCGCAGCACCCGGGCUGGCCGGGCCAGAGGCAGGGCCAGGAGAGCGGCCUGCUGCACCAGCACCGCAGCCUGCCCCACCAGCUGUGCCGGGAGUACCGCAGGGAGGUGCUGCUACCGUCCGGCCACGGCAUCGACACGGGACUGUCGGACUCUAUCCCCAUCCAUGGAAUACCUCACCCUUUAGAUGACGUUCAGCCUGUUGAGGAUCAAGGAAUACACAUUCCCGACCAGACUGUAAUUAAAAAAGGUCCCGUGUCUUUAUCCAAGAACAACAGCGUCUCCGCCAUCCCCGUAAAUAAGGACGGUCUUUUCGGAGGAGUGGUCAACCCGAACGAGGUGUUCUGCUCGGUUCCGGGUCGCCUGUCCCUCCUCAGCUCCACUUCAAAGUACAAGGUCACGGUGGCUGAGGUGCAGAGACGCCUCUCGCCACCCGAAUGCCUCAACGCCUCUCUGCUGGGCGGGGUGCUGAGAAGGGCCAAGUCUAAGAACGGAGGUAGAUCCUUAAGGGAGAAGUUGGAUAAAAUCGGUUUGAAUCUACCUGCAGGCAGACGUAAAGCUGCCAACGUCACCUUGCUGACGUCACUAGUCGAAGGCGAAGCGGUGCAUCUUGCCAGGGACUUUGGUUAUGUGUGCGAGACUGAGUUUCCAGCCAAAGCAGUAGCUGAAUAUGUAAACCGUCAGCAUUCCGACCCAAACGAACAAGUCCAAAGAAAAAACAUGCUGUUGGCCACGAAGCAAGUUUGCAAAGAGUUCACAGACCUGCUGUCCCAAGACCGCUCGCCCCUGGGGAACUCCCGGCCGCAGCCCAUCCUCGAACCGGGAAUCCAAAGCUGUUUGACCCACUUUAGUCUCAUUUCGCACGGUUUCGGGACCCCGGCGCUGUGCGCGGCUGUCACGGCCCUCCAGAACUAUCUGACCGAGGCCAUUAAAGCCAUGGACAAAAUGUACCUCAACAACAACCCCAACAGCCACUCAGAUAACGGCUCUAAAGGCGGGGACAAAGAUGAGAAGCACAGAAAGUGAUGUUUCCUCUUCACCUCACCUUUCUGCCCGAGGGGGCCAAAAUGCCAGGGGCCCUUCAUCUGCACCGACCUACACAGUCUCCCCUCGCCCCGCCCCCUAACCAUCCAAUAUAAAUAUUAUAAAUACCUUAUAAAUAUUAUUGAUAAAGUUAAACGUGCCACUUCCUGAUCUGAUCUUGCGCCGAUUUUACAUGUCUCUUGUUUUCACAUCCCACUUUGGAUUCAAACGGGAAGCGAUGCAAAGAAUCUUCUUCUCCUCUUCCUCCUCCUCCUCCUCCUCCUCCUCCUCCUCCUCCUCCUCCUCCUCCUCCUCCUCCUCCUCCUCCUCCUCCUUCUUCCAACACCUGGACGAUAUGAAACGUUAUUUAAAAAAAAAAAAAGAAAAAAAGAAAAAAGAAAAAAAAUACGAAGAAAAAAAAAUACGAAAAGAGGAAAAGAAGCUGCAGAGGAACAGCUCCAGGGCGAGGGGAAAGGUGGGCUGCCUCAGCCAGAAGACUUUUUAUGUACCACCACCCCUCCUGUUUUUUUUUUAAUUUUUUUUUAUUUUUUAUGAGCUGCAACGAAUGGACUGAAAUCCAGCGACCCCUUCUCUAUAUUUCACUUUUACGAUUGUGACGAGAGAGGAAAAAAAAAAACCACAACAACAACAAAAUAAAAACGAAGCUAAAAGAGGAUGAAUUCUUAUCAGUAUUGUGAAUAAUAAACUUGAAAAGGCAAAGAGAAAAUCCACAGCUCUCCAUGUCAUGACUUCAGUUGUAGACUCCCCUCUUUUUCUCUCUUUCUCUCUUUCUCCGAGCGACCAACUUGAACUAUUUUUUUUUUGUUUGUUUUGAAUUUCAACACGAUUCGCGGUUAUAUAAGGGAAUCGGUGUUUAUGUAUGUAUAUAUUUAUUUAUGUGUAAUUUAAUGGGAAUUGUAAAUAUGGUGCGUCUGUUGCAACUUCUUUUUUUUUAUUUAUCUGGUGCCUCCUGUUUUAGUGGGUUUUGAAUAUUCGGUUAGUUCUUCAUGUGAUUUUAUGGUUCUAGAAAAACAGAAGUUUUGGGGUAAUUUUUUAUUAUUAUUAUUAUUAUUAUUAUUAUUAUUAUUAAUAAUUAUUAUUAUUAUUUUAUUUCUCUGGGAUAUUUCAAUUUCAGCCCUCUUGUAGCAUGUUGAGGUGACACUGAAGCAAGUGAACAAAUUUUAAUAGAAAUAAACUUCCAAUUUCUCUCAAUAUAUAUCAACCUAUUCAGUUCUUCUUCUUCUUCUUCUUCUUCUUCUUCUGUUUUUUUUUUUAUUUGACCCCGAGGAAAGAAGAAAAAAAAAAAUCUUUAUUUUGUGUGUCUAAUUUGCGUUUUUAUACAAGCUUCUAUGUGUUGUGCCAAUCAGAAUACGUUUCACCUCUUGUUCUCUUCUUGAAGCACCAUAAAAGCAAUAAAUUGAAUAUUGUCUUUUUCCUCCUCCUCCCCCCGCCCACCCCCAGUGUUCGGAAAGACAUUCAGAAACAUUUUUCUUUUAUUAUUUCUUGGGACCACCUGCUAUCUUGUUAUAUGUCCGAUUAUGUCCAAAAUUGGAGGCGGUUUUAGCUGUAUUGUAUAGACAUGUGCUGGCAAUAGUUCCUAUGCCUGUCAAUGUAUUAUAGUCCUUUGUUGCCCAGAAAAAAAUAAAUAUUUGAUACGCUUCA
Xiphophorus maculatus (southern platyfish) is the source of this 3371-nucleotide messenger RNA. RefSeq names its product transcription factor AP-2 alpha (gene tfap2a). Gene Ontology annotation, biological process: regulation of cell population proliferation; anatomical structure development; regulation of transcription by RNA polymerase II. Gene Ontology annotation, cellular component: nucleus. The transcript has 7 exons. The record is from RefSeq and is a predicted model, not a curated record. Gene Ontology annotation, molecular function: RNA polymerase II transcription regulatory region sequence-specific DNA binding; DNA-binding transcription factor activity, RNA polymerase II-specific. Bases 348 to 1712 code for a protein of 454 amino acids. NCBI's taxonomy places the organism in Eukaryota, Metazoa, Chordata, Actinopteri, Cyprinodontiformes, Poeciliidae.